Molecule: messenger RNA, 581 nt
Organism: Myripristis murdjan (pinecone soldierfish)
Lineage: Eukaryota; Metazoa; Chordata; Actinopteri; Holocentriformes; Holocentridae
Gene: ccdc169
Product: coiled-coil domain containing 169
Exons: 7
Coding region: 3-581 (192 amino acids)
Source: RefSeq, a predicted model, not a curated record
ACAUGGUUGGAGACACCGACUACAGUAAAUACGAUUUAGCACGCCUUCGGGCAGAGCUUGAACAGGAGAGGGAAAUGAAAGAGAUGCUUGAAGAGUCUGUGUCUGAUCUGAGGAGCACCAUGUGUGAGCUUCAGGAAAGACUGCACAGUGUUGACGGGGAGGGCAAUGAGUGGAAGACCAGGUAUGAGACGCAAAUCGAGCUCAGUGGACAGCUGGAGAGACAGAUCUCAAUCGUUCACGAGAGACUGGAGGACUUACGAGGGAACCCCAUGGAUCGAUUAGCCUCCAUCCGCACAUAUGAUGAAAUGCCAAUAGACACACUGAGACAGCGCCUGAAGCUUCUAACCAACGAGAAGUGUGACCUCCAAAGCCAAUUGAUGGACUGUCGCCUCAGAAUUGAACAAGAAGGGAAGGCAUUUCAUAAAACCAAUGAUGAGAGGCGAGCGUAUCUUUCUGAAAUCGCUAAGCUGUCUUCCACUCUUGAAGCCAACAGAAGGCAGUUCUCCAUCCAACCACAAGGGGCAGCAGAGAGCAAACAGAAAAGGUCAGUGAGGUUCAGCGUUUGCCGCAGUAGAGGUUGA